Linderina pennispora is the source of this 471-nucleotide messenger RNA. Its product is annotated as EF-hand. NCBI's taxonomy places the organism in Eukaryota, Fungi, Kickxellomycota, Kickxellomycetes, Kickxellales, Kickxellaceae. The record is from RefSeq and is a predicted model, not a curated record. The transcript has 2 exons. The coding region runs from base 1 to 471 and encodes 156 amino acids. Gene Ontology annotation, molecular function: calcium ion binding.
AUGUCGCCACCAGCAAUCCUGAGCAGCAGCUUCACCCAAGGGCAGAUUGAUGAGCUGCGCGAAAAGUUUGGUCAAUUUGACGCAGACAAAGGCGGCUCUGUCGCCGUCGAGGAGCUGGGUGCCGUGUAUGAGGCACUUGGCUGCCAGUUUACCAAGGCUGAGAUUCAGGAGCAUGUGGGCAUGGUUGGCCAGGACGACAAUGGCACCCUCACCUUCGAGCAGUUUCUCCAGUUUAUGGCUCAUAAGUAUGCUGAAGACAAAGGCGAUGAUACCAAGCUUCGCGAGGCAUUCAACAAGUAUGACAAGAAUGGUGACGGUGCGAUCUCUGCAGAGGAACUGCGCAGCGCUAUGCUUUCACUGGGAGAGGAUGUGACUGAAGAGGAGGCUAACAAGAUGAUCGAGGAGGCUGACAUUGAUGGUGAUGGCCAUGUUAGCUUUGAGGAGUUUGCUAUUAUCAUGAAGUCAUCUUAA